Messenger RNA from Lactuca saligna, 423 nucleotides. Lineage: Eukaryota; Viridiplantae; Streptophyta; Magnoliopsida; Asterales; Asteraceae. The record is from the annotation of a GenBank genome assembly.
AUGGAUACUUAUGACAUCAGAGAGGCUAUUAGUGUUUGUGCUGGUAUAUGCCCCUUCAAUUUUCCAAUAAUGAUUCCCUUGUGGAUGCUUCCGGUUGCUGUUACUUGUAGUAACACUUUCGUUCUAAAGCCAUCAGAAAAAGAUCCAAGUCGCGGAGGUUCCGUUGGGAGCAAAUUUCGCAUGUCACUUGGUUUGCUAGUGGCUACCACUGUGAAUUGCGUUGACGACACUGGUUGGACCAGCCUUUUUAGGGGCAAUUUCAUCAAUGUCGUUCGUGUUACUUCCAACAAAGCCAUUGAGUUUAUCUCAGUGGAGAUUGGUGAAUCAACAUUGUUGCACAUAGAGUUUCAUGAAUGUGAAUUAUAUGGGGGCCAACUACUCUGCUGGAUGAAUAUGAACUUUUUUUUGAGCCAUUUACUUUGA